Messenger RNA from Rotaria sordida, 597 nucleotides. NCBI's taxonomy places the organism in Eukaryota, Metazoa, Rotifera, Eurotatoria, Philodinida, Philodinidae. The record is from the annotation of a GenBank genome assembly.
AUGGAUGGUCCAAUGCAAUUACUAUAUCAAAUAUUAAAUCAUUUUGAAAAAUUAAAUGGUAUAGAUCCAAUUGGAUUAUUUUUAAGUUUACUAGUUUCUGUCGGGCACCUUUGUGCUGAAUCAACAGUUAAAAUUACUAAUCAUAUAUCGAAAUUGAAUCUUUUUCUGUUAUUAAUAGGUCCAUCAGAUACUGGAAAAUCAAAAAUUAUUAGUCCAAUUAAAAAAGCUAUAAUUGAUACGAUUAAAGCCUUGGGAAUUUCUAAAGAUGAUGCCGGAAUCAUGGAUGAUUUUACGAAUGCUUCACUUUUAGCAAAACUAGCUAAAACCAAUGUAUUUAUUCUAACAGAUGAAGCUGAAAAGCCGCUUCUUUCAUUAGGUUUUUACUCACCAUUAUCAGAAAUUAGUGCUGGAGACCGUAUUGCUGGAUGUAAAUUUUUUGGUUCAAUACCAACGAGCAAAGAUACGAUGAGCUAUCAUUUAGAAAUUAAUUCACAUUUAUCUUUCGUUGGUGCAACAACUGGACGAUUAUGGCAUCGAUUGAUACAUUUUUAUGGACAAGGCUAUCAAAGCGAUGGAUUUUCCGAACGGUAUUUAUAA